GCUUCCGUGCGCCUUGGAUCGUGCGCCUUGGACCGUGCGCCAGGCUGCGAGGGACCCGGGGUCUCCAGCUGGCGCGUGAGACUUGACAAUACUCCGGCAGUAACACGCUGCUCUUCACCGUUUCCCGUGACAACAGCCCGAGCUGAUGUGUCUCCUCUGGCAGCUGGUCGACGUCUUCCAACGCGCCGCUUGUCGUCGUGGCCGGGCGAUAACUGUCGGUUUUGCAUCGCGCCAUGUCCUUCUGUCGGACCGAGGUGGACAAUGAAGUUAUGGGAUAGUCUGACCACUUGUUUGAUUCUGCUGAGCGCCGUGCGCGCCGGCCCGCCGCUCCGGGGCAGGCAGCGAUCGACGGCCGCCGAGAGGAGAGGGCGCGCCGCCGAGAGUCCCCUGGAGCUCCCGCCGGUCCAGACCAGCCUGUCAGUCACAGCCGCGGGCAUCAGGCGCGCCGACGCGGACGCGGCGGAGUGGGGAGAGGCGGCGGCGGCGGCGACAUACAUCAUGGAGGAGCCCCUGCCAGGUGAUGUUGAAGACUUGGUGGACUUCAUCAAAGUGACCGUCAGUAGAAUUCGCCGCUCCUCCGUGUCCUCGCCUACCUCUUCCUCCACCACCUCCUCCCCCUCCAGAGAACACUUGAGCACUAACACUCGAAAUAGAAGGGAGAGGAAGAAGGGGGCAAGCCAGCAAAGUGGUAAAGGAGCAAGAGGAGGAGCUAGAGGUGCGGAGACGGGCAGGAAGGUUAGAGGAGGACGCGGUGGACGAGGACAGGGCUGUGUGCUCAAGCAGAUCCACCUCAAUGUGACGGACCUGGGUCUGGGCUACCGCUCCAGCGAGGAAAUGAUAUUCAAGUACUGCUCAGGGCCCUGCAGGAAGUCAGAGACCAACUACGACAAAAUCCUUUACAACCUCGCUCAUAAUAGGAGGUUUCUUCCCAAAGACACGCCCCCUCAGGCUUGCUGCCGGCCAAUAGCAUUUGACGAUGAUCUUUCGUUCCUGGAUGACAACCUUAUUUACCACACCGUGAGGAAGCACUCUGCCAGGAAAUGUGGUUGUGUGUAGGGACCGUGAACUGGUGUACGUUUGCUACUGAGUGUGUUUUAUUUCUCUGAAGACUUUUCACAUUGUGAGGAAACUUUCUGGCAUGAUGGCGUGAACCAUGUAGAGUACUUAGUUUGUCUGUAACUGAGUAAACAAGGAGAAAUUUGUUCCUUUCCCAAAGCAGUGACUCCGCCUCUCCACCUCGGCCCCACCACAAUAUCCACGUUAGACUUUACCCCUUAGCUCACAAAUGUCUUCAGUGUAAUUUGACAUAUUUCCUUGGAUACUAACCAAAAUGACUGAAACCAGACAAACUCAAACUCAACUAGAAUGGCCCUCAGUAGAGUGCAUACCUCCGCCUAGGCUCCUUAAUAUGCCUGAUUAUUUUCAUCAAGAUCCAUGCAUUAUUCCAUGGGACAUUGGGGAAAAUGUAAAAAAAAAAGGAAAAAAGUCCUAUCUCGAAAUGUAAAAGGAAUCUGCCCCUUCAUUCAGAUACGACACCAAAUUGUAAUGGGUUCUUUCUUGUCCCAUGUCCAAUCUUUUCACAAAGUUGUGGAAAUCCAUUCUGAAGUUACUGUUUAAUCCUGCAGACAAUCAAACAAACUAACCAUCAAACAAACAAACGGACAGGGGUGAAAACGUAACCUCCGUGGUGGAGGUAAUGAAUGACGCCGCAGACUCAUUAUGAAAAGUAUUUAUGAAAUGUUGAAUGUAUUAACUUAUUGAUAUUUAUUUCAGUUUUUAUAUGAGGAAUAAAUGUUAUUUAUUACGGUUUUGUGAUAUCUUACAGUGUGCCAAAGCUUUAAAUAAAUUAAAGACUGGGUGGUUUACAUUGCAAAAAUGUUGUUUUUUGCGUCAGGAUCUAAUGUUAAAGGUGCCCUGUUGAGUUGUCUUGUUUGCGAGCUCCUGGGCACGUGCAUGAUACAAAUAAAACAUGUGGUUGAAAAACUCCACAGGGCACCUUUACAAUUUUUCUUUGCAGGAAAACUUUCCUCAGUAUCUUAACAUUUACAAUGUCCUACAAUAUCAGUGUAUUUGACUGCAUUGUUUGUUUUGUUACUGGGUAAAAAAAAAAAAAAUCUAAAGUUAUAGCAAAGCGUUUUGUUCCAAAGAUUUGAGGAAUAGUGGAUGAUUCACUGUUCUCCUCUACGAUGAAUUGGUGUGGUACUGAAACCAGAUAUCCUCAUUUUGGAGACAUAACUACAGCAUUAUUUUCAUAAAGUGUUCACUUUUGAAUUGUCUCGUUUAAUUGUUAA
Molecule: messenger RNA, 2291 nt
Organism: Scophthalmus maximus (turbot)
Lineage: Eukaryota; Metazoa; Chordata; Actinopteri; Pleuronectiformes; Scophthalmidae
Product: glial cell line-derived neurotrophic factor-like
Exons: 2
Coding region: 262-1056 (264 amino acids)
Biological process (GO): peripheral nervous system development; negative regulation of neuron apoptotic process; positive regulation of branching involved in ureteric bud morphogenesis
Molecular function (GO): receptor tyrosine kinase binding; growth factor activity; glial cell-derived neurotrophic factor receptor binding
Source: RefSeq, a predicted model, not a curated record